Molecule: messenger RNA, 1720 nt
Organism: Colias croceus (clouded yellow)
Lineage: Eukaryota; Metazoa; Arthropoda; Insecta; Lepidoptera; Pieridae
Product: myb/SANT-like DNA-binding domain-containing protein 3
Exons: 4
Coding region: 155-814 (219 amino acids)
Source: RefSeq, a predicted model, not a curated record
GAUUAAUGAAGUGACAUUAGCUGCUGUCAGAUCUUCGUAAAUCUAUUGUGAUCAAUGUGAUUAAAAUUUAAAAUUAUGUCAUCACUUUUCAUUGUUUUGAUCGAUUUGUGUUUGUUUGAGUGAUUACCUAAGUAUAUUUGAGUUUUUUAUUACAAUGUCGGAAAGAAAACGUAGUCCGAACUGGUAUAUGUCAGAAAAGAUGUUGCUAGUGGAGCUGGUAAAUGAUCAUUAUGACAUAGUUGAAAGUAAACGCACCGAUACCGCUUCAAUGAAACAAAAAAACGCAGGGUGGGUUAAAAUUUCGGAAGAAUAUAAUUCGCAAACCAAUUUAGUCCAUCGAACAGCUGAAAAUUUGAAAUCUCAGUGGGAGGUCUUGAAAAAAUUCACCAAAAGGACUAUCCGGCUGAGUAUGACACAAACAGAGGAUGGACCUGCAAAACCUGAAUGUAGCGACCCAUUGUUUAACAGAAUUAUGGCCAUGGUAUCGCCAGAGGGAUUUGAACAUGUCAAUGUAAAUGACACGGACACCAACAUGGCCACUACAUCAACAGAGGAAUUUGAACAUGUUAAUGUAGAUGACACGGACGCAAAAGUCGUCAACAAUAAGAUUAUUCUAGAAGAGAAACAAGAUUUACAAAGAAAAAAAAUUAAAGAAAUUGAAAUGCAAAUGAGAUUUAGUACUGAGGAAAGAGAAGAAGCAAGAAAAAUGUUUGAUAUCAAUUUUAAAAUUAAGCAAGAGAUAUUAAAACAAGAGAGAAUAAAAACAAGUUUGUUGCUAAAACGAAUGCGAUUAGCUAAAUUUAGAAGAAAAUAAAAACAUCAUAUAAAAUAUAGGGAAGCGCUUGAACACAAUUUCGCCUGAUGGAAUGCUAAGAUGUGGUCUAAGAUGGUACGCGCUUCCAUAAAUCCCUAGUAGGUACUGGUUCACUCUUCACUUGAGGUCCUCCAUAUUGUACUCAUUGGGGAACACAGAUUCAGGAAGUGCAUUCCAGUCUCUUGUGGUUCGAAUGAAGAAUGUGGAAUCGAACCGCUUAUUCCGGGUAGAUGGAAUAUCCAUAUAUAUGGCGAUGUCUAGAAUCUGAACUUAAAAAAACUCUUUUAACUUAUUUUGUUCAUAUCCAUAAAAUAGAGAUAUUGAUGGGUAUUUUGCAGUGUUUAAAUAAAUACUACAAAGUCGAAAUAACAGUAACAUGAACAUUAUAAUAGCCAAUAACUGCGCCAAAAGCACGCAGCACAUGCGCACGUGAGCAUUGGUUGAUAACAUCAUAAUAUUAUCUAUACUAUCUAUACUAAUAUUAUAAAGCUAAAGAGUUUGUUUGUUUGUUUGAACGCGCUGAUCUCGGGAACUUUGGUUUUCGGUCCGAUUUGAAAAAUUCUUUCGUUGUUUGAUAGCCCAUUUAUCGAGGAAGGCUUAUAGGCUAUAAUUAAUUCUUAUAAUUAUAUCAUCAUGCUAAAACCAACAGGAGUGGAGCAAUGCGGGUGAAACCGCGGAGAACAGCUUGCAAUGUAUAAAACUAAUUUUGAGUGACAAUACUCCUGACUCAUAUUAAUUAUUGUAACUAAUCAUUCUACGUUCAUUUUGUGAAUUAAGUAAUAAUAAUUGUAUGCUAUGUAGUUUUUAAUUUUUUGUUAGUUAAAACAUGAAUGUUCUAUAAUUUUGAUCUUAAUAUCUUUGUAUGCCGUAGGUACACAUAUUUUUAUGCAAUAAACGAUUUCUUUA